AGAGAGGGAGAGAGGGAGCAGGAGCGAGAUCGGGCGCGGGGCUGGCCAGAGCCGGGAGCCCGGGAGCCGAGCGGAGCCCCGGAGGAGCCGAGCCGAGCCGGACGGCGGGGGCCGGGGCAGGGCUGGGCAGGGGCAGCCCGGCCGGGCCGCUCCCCUCCCGUGCUCGCCCGUCACAGCCCGGGGGCCGCUCGCGGCCUGGGCCCCCCGAGCCCCAGCCCCGCUGCCUCGGCCCUCCGCCACCGUCGUUGCGGGCCGGAGCCCGGCCCCCGCCACCGCCCCGAUGCCGGCCGAACUCACACAGGAGCAAAGUCCAGGCAAUCAGACGUCCCUGGCAAUGAUGCAGGAGCCCCAGGAGAUGGUCGAGGAGACGGUGACUGUGGAGGAAGACCCAGGCACGCCCACGUCCCACGUGUCCAUUGUCACGUCUGAGGAUGGGACCACCAGGAGGACAGAGACCAAGGUCACCAAGAUGGUGAAGACGGUGACCACAAGGACCGUGCGCCAGGUUCCCCUGGGGCCCGAUGGGCUCCCGGUCCUGGAUGGCUCUUCCCCGCUGGGCAGCUACACAGACUCCAUCGACCGGCGGUACUUGAAGAACGGCGAACGCUACCUCCCGCCACAGGCCUCCUCGACCCUGACCCGUUCCUACAACAGCUAUGGGGAGGGCCCCGACGGGCCCUACCGCUCCUUCCACGCCCACGAUGCCAGCAGUGGCUAUGGGGGCACCGAGCUGCCCGACGGCUACGGCAGCUUGUCCCGUGGCGUGGGCUACCGGCCCCGCUAUGCCUACGUCCCCGGGAGCGGCUACCGGCCCGAGGACGGCAGCUACACCCUGCCGAGCCGGAGGGAGGUGUACGGGCCACCCGGUGCCCAGCCCCAGGUGCCUCCUGUGGGCAGCGGCCCCGACCUUACCAUGAGCAGCCGCUCGCAGCCGGAGAGGUUCCAGCCCGAGCCGUACGGGCUCGAGGACGACAAUAGGAGCCUGGGGGUGGACGAUGAAGGCUACGAACUGGACCCGGAUUACUCCACCGUGAACCGGCGGCUGCCUGUGGGCGUCCCUGAGAGAGGCCGGCCGCACAAGGGCAGAGCCUACGAUGAGCCAGCAGAGGGCGAGAUGAUCGACGAGCGGAUCCCCUAUAUCCACGGGGGCUAUGCUGCCCCGCUGGCCCAGCCUGAGAGAGGCAGCAUGGCCAGCAUCGACCGCCUGGGCAAGAGGUCGCCCUCCAUCGACAGCAUCCGCAAGGACCCUCGGUGGCGGGACCCGGACCUGCCAGAGGUGAUCGCCAUGCUCAGCCACCCCAUUGACCCGGUUAAGUCCAAUGCGGCCGCCUACCUGCAGCAUUUGUGUUAUGAGAAUGACAAGAUCAAGAAGGACGUGCGCCACCUGAAGGGCAUCGCCAUCCUGGUGGGGCUGCUGGACCACCCCAAGGCCGAGGUGCACCGGCGGGCCUGCGGGGCCCUGCGCAACAUCUCCUAUGGCCGGGACCACGAGAACAAGGUGGCCAUCAAAGGCUGCGACGGCAUCCCGGCCCUCAUCCGGCUCCUGCGCAAGACCAACGACAUGGAGGUGCGGGAGCUCAUCACUGGCACGCUGUGGAACUUGUCUUCCUAUGAGCCCCUCAAGAUGGUCAUCAUCAACCAUGGCCUGCAGACGCUGACCAAUGAGGUGAUCGUCCCCCACUCGGGCUGGGAGAGCGAGCCCAACGAGGACUCAAAGCCGCGGGAUGCCGAGUGGACCACUGUCUUCAAGAACACGUCGGGUUGCCUCAGGAACGUGAGCUCAGAUGGGGCAGAAGCACGCCGGAGGCUUCGAGAGUGUGACGGGCUGGUGGAUGCCCUUCUUCAUGCGCUGCAGUCGGCCAUCGGCAAGAAGGACACGGACAACAAGUCGGUAGAAAACUGUGUGUGCAUCAUGCGUAACCUGUCCUACCAUGUGCACAAGGAGGUCCCAGGCGCUGACAAGUAUCAGGAGUCGGAAGCCAGCCAGGCAGCUAGCACGGGGGCCCUGCCCCGGAGGAAGAAGGAUGAUGCCAGCUGUUUUGGGAGCAAGAAAGCCAAAGAGGAUUGGUUCAGUCAAGGAAAAAAGAAUGGAGGCAUGGACAGGAACUUUGAUACCCUCGACUUACCCAAGAGAUCCGAGUCAGCCAAAGGCUUUGAACUGCUUUACCAGCCCGAAGUGGUGCGUCUCUACCUCUCCAUCCUCACCGAGAGCCAGAACUUCAACACCCUGGAGGCCGCGGCUGGGGCUCUGCAGAACCUCAGCGCUGGCACCUGGAUGUGGUCCACGUACAUCAGGGCCAUGGUGCGCAAGGAGCGGGGGCUGCCGGUGCUGGUAGAGCUGCUCCAGUCGGACUCGGACAAGGUGGUGCGGGCUGUGAGCAUCGCGCUCAGGAACCUCUCCAUGGACCGACGCAAUAAGGACCUCAUAGGGAGCUACGCGAUGGCCGAGCUGGUCCGGAAUCUGCCAAGCCGGCAGCAGCGAACAGCCAAAAACCUCGAGGAGGACACGGUGGUCGCCGUCCUGAACACCAUCCACGAGAUCAUCACAGACAGCGCCGAGAAUGCCCGCUCCCUGGUGCAGACCCAGGGCAUUCAGAAGCUGGUGGGCAUCAGCAAGUCGAGCCAGUCCAUGAGGGAGAUGAAGGCAGCAUCCCACGUCCUCCAGAUGGUCUGGAGCUACAAGGAGCUCCGGGGGGCCCUGCAGAAGGACGGCUGGAAUAAAUCUCAUUUCCAGUCGGCAGCAUCUAGCACUCCCAAGGGAUCCAAAGGGACGCCAGGCAAGGCUGGCUAUGACGACAGCACCCUGCCUUUGGUGGAAAAGACCCACGAUAACGAGAAGUGUGGCAGCCGUGAUAUGAUCCCAAUGGACGAACUCGGCCCAGAUGGCUACUCCACCAUCGACCAUCGGGAACGGAAGUACCGAGCUGGGGAUCCCUCGGGAGAUGCCUCUGAGAAGGAGCCUUUAAAAACAGACCCGGCUAGAAAGCCCCCCCACAGGAGUAACCGGGCUUCGGUGAAUCUGGUGGACGGCCGGGACCCUAAGCCACCGCCCGUUGACUCCUGGGUCUAA
Messenger RNA from Trichosurus vulpecula (common brushtail), 3070 nucleotides. RefSeq names its product ARVCF delta catenin family member (gene ARVCF). Lineage: Eukaryota; Metazoa; Chordata; Mammalia; Diprotodontia; Phalangeridae. Gene Ontology annotation, molecular function: cadherin binding. The record is from RefSeq and is a predicted model, not a curated record. Gene Ontology annotation, cellular component: cytoplasm; plasma membrane; adherens junction. The coding region runs from base 281 to 3070 and encodes 929 amino acids. Gene Ontology annotation, biological process: cell-cell adhesion; cell-cell junction assembly. The transcript has 17 exons.